This is a messenger RNA of Limulus polyphemus (Atlantic horseshoe crab), 1754 nucleotides long. Its product is annotated as serpin B6-like. The record is from RefSeq and is a predicted model, not a curated record. NCBI's taxonomy places the organism in Eukaryota, Metazoa, Arthropoda, Merostomata, Xiphosura, Limulidae. The coding region runs from base 71 to 1486 and encodes 471 amino acids. The transcript is spliced from 2 exons. Gene Ontology annotation, molecular function: serine-type endopeptidase inhibitor activity.
UAAGAUAGAUAUAUAUAUUCUAAUAAUAAAAGAACCCUUCUUCCAAAACUACACACACUUUCUUUCCAUCAUGAAACCACCGAUAAUUGAUCAAAAGAAGUCUGAGAAAAAGGAAGAGGACUUAGAUAAAGAUGUCGACUGGGGUGUUGAAAUCCAGCUUUCUGAGAAACGAACCUCAACCUUUAACACCUCCUCGUUUUGGAUGCACAAUGCUUUUAAUAUUUGGAUUAUCGCAGGCUUACUCAUAAUAUUUUUUCUGUCCUUUCUAGUAAUCCUUCUGGGGUGGAAUCUGCUUACUGCAAGCCAUGGCUUUCCCCAGGAUUUUCCAAAAACACAGGAAGUCCAGUUAGGGACAUCGAAACUUGCCUUCAAACUCUUGCCCUUAAUGGCCGAGAAUAAUGCCAACAUAAUAUUUAGCCCUUUAAGUUUGGUUAUUGGUUUGGCAAUGAUCUUAGAAGGGUCCAAAGGACACACAGCUGAAGAAAUUUGUUCUGUUCUUAAUUGGAAUCCUACAACAACAUUCGAAAUCCAGAAUGACUUAGGUUUCUUACUGCAAGGUCUGAAUGGAAACACAGAUAUAUACACUAAAUUAUACAUAGGAGGAAACGUAUUCAUUCAGGAAAAUUUCGAGAUCACUUCCAAGUUUAAUGAUCAACUGAAACAAAACUACGAAUGUGUCGCAACUGAAGUCAAUUUUGUGGAGGAAGCAGAAGCUCGUGAAAUCAUAAACACCUGGGUGUCUAAACAAACAUGGGGGCAAGUCAGAGAGCUUGUGAGACCCAGUCAGCUUGACCUAACUACUCGUCUUCUAAUAACCACUGUUAUGUAUUUUAAGGGUCAGUGGUUACACGCUUUCCCAAAACAAAACACUUUCCAGGCCAGAUUUUAUGUUCAACCAGACGAUGAAGCCACUGUUCACAUGAUGCAUACAACUGGAAAUUUCAACUAUGGAGAAUUUACUAAACUAGGGUUGCAAUCACUGGAGCUACCGAUUGAUGGAAAUAAGUUAAGCCUUCUUCUGAUUCUGCCAAAUAAACCCGGACGAUUGCCUGAAGUACGUAAAGUCUUACAACAAAACCCCGAAAUUUUAAGCGAGCUUAAUGGACACAUGAAGAAUCAAACCCUGUACAUCUGCCUACCCAAAUUCAAAAUUGAUGGUCGCCUUUCUCUUCAUCGACAUUUGUCAAAACUUGGUUUGAAACUGCUGUUUGACUCAAAGUAUGCAGAUCUCAGUGGAAUUAGUUCCCAAAAUUCUUUGUUUGUAAAGGAAGUGGUUCAGAGUGCUCGGCUGGAAGUGGACGAGGAAGGAGCAGAAGCGGCUGCUGCUACAGAAUUCGUGGCAGCAGGGAGGUCGUUGGUAUAUGAUCAGCUUCCGGUGUUUUGUGCUAAUCACCCUUUUUUAUUUUUCCUGCGAGAUUUAGAAACCAACAUAAUUCUUUUAAUGGGCCAGUACACUGACCCUCGUAUUUUGGAGAAGAAAACAUAAACAACAACAACAAGAAGAAACAUUACUUUAAAAAAAUGCAUAUUGUCACUAAGCAUUAUAAUACGAAACACACAAACCCGGUUAAGAGAAUGAAAUGUCGUCCAAAUGAAAAAUUGAGAUAAACUUCGAAAAAUCAAAUAUACGCAUUUCUUUAAUAUUAAUUCCAUUUCUUGAAAGCGUUAAUUGAAGAUGAGGUUUAAUUAGUGUUUUAUUUCUUCGUAAGACUUUUAACACUUAAUAAAAGUUCCAGAUGCCAUUUUGAUGCUAA